Molecule: messenger RNA, 300 nt
Organism: Prorocentrum cordatum
Lineage: Eukaryota; Dinophyceae; Prorocentrales; Prorocentraceae
Source: the annotation of a GenBank genome assembly
AUGGGCGGCCCUCCCAUGAUGGUCGGCCCCGGCGGCAAGGGCAAGGGCAAGCCGGGCAUCACCAUAGUGAACCCCCCUUUCCAGCAGAAGGGCGCCCAGCAGUGGGGCAAGGGUGGCGGCGGCGGCUGGGGCAAGGACAAUAGCGCCUGGGGCAAGGGCUCCUGGGGCAAGGACUCCUGGGGCAAGGACUCCUGGGCGGCAAGGACUCCUGGGGCAAGGGCAAGGGCAAGGACAAAGGAAAGCCACGGCGGCCGAGCGGCCCAGGCCUGCCGCGCCAGCGGAUCACGGAGGCGCCUGUGA